Molecule: messenger RNA, 1879 nt
Organism: Oreochromis aureus
Lineage: Eukaryota; Metazoa; Chordata; Actinopteri; Cichliformes; Cichlidae
Exons: 9
Coding region: 83-1279 (398 amino acids)
Biological process (GO): cell surface receptor signaling pathway
Molecular function (GO): transmembrane signaling receptor activity
Source: RefSeq, a predicted model, not a curated record
UCAGCCAGUGAAACACUUCAUGUGUUAAACUUGUUAAAGGGGAAGUGAUGAAGCUGAAGGCGUCUCGCUGCUGCUCAGACUGAUGUUCAGUCGUCAUCCAGACACGAUGAAGACUCCGUGUGUCUCUCUGCUCCUCGGUGUGUGUGUGCUGCUGCUGUCUGCACCGACUGUUUCUGCAGUGUCUCUGUCUGUCAGUCCAAACCUUCAGCAGUUCUUCAGAGGAUCUUCUCCAGUGUAUCUGAGUUGUGUUGAUGAUGGACAGACAGCUGAUGGAUGGACAGUGAAGAGGACCAGAGGAAACCUCACUGAGGACUGUGGAGCAGCUGGUUCAGAGUUUAGUAGGUUUAACAGUUCCUUCUGUGGUCUCGGUCUCUCCACUGGUGGAAAUUUCCUGUGUGUAAGCUCAUCUGGACAGCAGAGUGAUGAAGUCUCCAUCAGUGUCUCAGAAGGAGGUGUGAUCCUGGAGAUUCCUGCACUUCCUGUCAUGACAGGAAGUGAUGCCACUUUGUACUGUACACCCAAAGAGGGAGAAAGACGAAAAUCUUACUUCAUCAGAGAUGAUGUUACACUUGGAUCUGGACCUGAAGGAAAGUGGAUUCUCUCUAAAGUCCAGCGGUCUGAUGAAGGUCUCUACUCGUGUUUUACUGAUAUUCAUCCACGUUCUCCUCAGAGCAGACUGAGGGUCAGAGUUCCUCCCAAAAUCAUCCAUCCUCCUCCUCACUGUCCUCCUCCUCCAUGCAACUCCACAAACGUUGCUCCUCCUGUAGAAACUCCUUUUACUCAUCCUCCCUGUUCUUCUCCUCCUCCUGCUCCUCCUCCCUCUCUCCUGGUCCCAGUUGUAGCAGGUCUGGUCUCUGGGCUUCUCCUGGUUCUGGUUCUGGGUGGAGUUCUGUUCCUCUGCAGUAAACUAAAAGGAGGUCGGGGAGCAGACCUGUGGAGCUGUGGAGGUGACGGCUGUCUGAGACGGAGCGUCUGCCUCUGCUUUUCAGGCCUGUUUCUGCUGACUGCUGCAGGUGUGUGUGUGCUGCUGCUGUCUGCUCUGACCGUUUCCACAGCUUCUCCUCCCUGUGAGUCUGUGCUGAGGCUCUUCUGCCAUCUAGUGGUCUUCUCUCCGUACUGCAUCUCCACUGGUCUGCUGCUGUCCAUCUGUUGGAGCAGGAGGACACCGAACAAACCGGCCGUCUCCAUGGAGAUGAUCCAGCGUGAUGGAGGUGGUCAGGGACUGGCUGAAGAUGGUGAUGAUGUCACUGCUGAUGUCACCACUGAGCAUGCCUUCUGAGCUGCAGACUGUGUGUCAGGGUACCAGCAUCUGCAGUAUUUCUGUAUCUUGGUUCCCCUUUUGCUGUAUUGGAGAAAAGUUCCAGUGUUUACUGUCAGUGUGGAUUAGUUAGGUUUGAGUUUAUCGCUUCAUCCCUGUUUCCUGUGUAAGUCUGUCCUCUGUUAAGUUAUGUCUCCUGUGUCUCAUCUCCCUUUGUUUCAUGUUUUCAUUCCAUGUCUCCUCUGUCUGUAUUGUGCCUCCUGUACAUUCUCUCCAGUCCAUCAUGUGCGUCUCCUCUCGUUGUCUUCCAAGUUCGUCUAGUUCUUCCCUCCCGUCUCCUGUGUCAUGUUGUGUGAAUUAAUGUUUCCUGUUUUACUUUGACAGUGUCACGCCCUGUGUUCAGUUUUUGUAGUUUUGCUUCCUGUGUGUCGUCAGGUCCACUCUCCCUAAUUACCCUUGUGUGCUUAUAUUGUCUGUUUUCCUCUGUGUCUCAUCUCAUGGUCCAGUUUUCCUUGUUUUUUUGCUUUAUUUUCCCCAGUUUAGUCAGUGAGUCUCAGUUUCACAUUUUAUGUAUGUCAACAUUCCAGCCUCAAUAAAUGACUGUCUUUCUGUUCAACCUCA